This is a messenger RNA of Drosophila santomea, 1680 nucleotides long. RefSeq names its product modular serine protease-like. Bases 7 to 1680 code for a protein of 557 amino acids. Gene Ontology annotation, molecular function: protein binding. The transcript has 4 exons. NCBI's taxonomy places the organism in Eukaryota, Metazoa, Arthropoda, Insecta, Diptera, Drosophilidae. The record is from RefSeq and is a predicted model, not a curated record.
UUAAACAUGAAUCGCGCUGGAUCGGGAUUUCAGUUAGCUUUUCUUUUCGUAUUUGUGUGUAGUCUAGAUUGGUCGCUUGCCUUUAAGUGUAUCACUAAAAUUAACAAGACUCUCUUGGAGAACCAAAUAUGCGACGGCGUAGUCGAUUGCUUGGGGGAUGAAAAUUCCGAUCAGCCAGAUGAAAGGUUUGAAUUAUGUUAUAGCAAGGUCUGCGAGGACGAGAGUUUUUAUCGCUGCACCUAUGGAGGGUGUUUAAAUGGAACUUUAAAAUGCGAUGGAAAGAUUGACUGUUGGGAUGGAAGCGACGAAAAUAAAUUCGAAUGCUUGGAGGAUGCCAAUCUACAGAAUGAGUACGAAGACCUCAAAGGGGGUUGUGUAGAUGAGGAUUUGUUCGAUUGCAAGGGGUCCUGUCUGAACUGGAGUCAGGUGUGCGAUGGACUGGCGGAUUGCAAGGACGGCAGCGAUGAAGACCCCACACUUUGCACGGCAUUCGAGUGUCCGCCACCGGCAUUCAGAUGUCUUUACGGUGCCUGUGUUAGUCCGAAAGCUGUGUGUAAUCACAUUCCCGAUUGCCUAGAUGGCUCCGAUGAGAUGGCGGAAAUUUGCAUGGCCAGGAACCCAUCCGUUGAUCACUUGGGUCAGGAUGUCAAAAACGGCUGGAAAGUGAGGCACUGCAGGCUAGAAAAUCCGUCGGGAUCCCUGGUGGUGGAAAACUACGUCGGUGGGACUACCUUUCUAAGAAAUGCUUUGGUGCCCGACAAGACCGUCGUUCAUCUAAGCUGCCGCAAUGGAUAUGGUCUGAUCGGCGAUGAGAAGAACAUUUGCGACGCAGACCAGUGGCGGUAUCCCUUGGCCAGCUGCGUGCCCCAGUGCAAGCACGUCGGUAAACUAAGCCACACGAGGCAGUGCAUACUGCCUACUGGCCCGAUCGACUGCGAUCAGUCGUGGCUGCCAAUGCUCACUCUAAUGUCGGUCACCUGCUCGUCCGGGUAUGAAAAAACCGGAGAUGAUGGUUGGCAGUUCUGCAACAAAACCGGAGGUUGGGUAAUUUUUGGUAACAAUGAGCUGCCGACCUGCGAGCCGAUCUGUGGUGUUUGGAAGCUGAAAAACGCUACAGCAUCGUCGUCUCCUCCAUGGUUGAUGAAUGUCUUUCAGAGAGGUCACAAACCUGAGUUUACGGCUGUCUGCAUCGCUACCAUCGUGUCGCCGUAUAUUCUGGUGACCACGGAGCGCUGUUUUGGCGAGGUGUCCAUCAAGAGCGUGGCAUCCACGGAACCUGUGCUCUAUACGGUUGCCGAGGGGGAAAUCUACGGUAACAGCUUCUUGGCCCACGAACCCCAUCCGUAUAAGCUGCACAACGUAUCCUAUAUACACUAUGUUAGGGUAUCAGAUGGAAAGAAUGCAGGUACUUUGGCCCUGGUGCACUUGGUGCAGCCCCUAGAAUUCCACAUGAAGUUGAGACCCGUCUGUCUUACGGAAGAAGUUACUGACAACUGGGUAACCGUCGGAAAUUUCAAAGGUGUUAGAGCGGGCCAGCCAAACAUCGAUGAUAGGAGGCAACCAGACCGCCACGAGCUUAAGGAAGUAAUUAUCGAUGAGCGUAUGAAAUACCAUAUAAGUGUGUUUAAACAGGACAUCCUAAAUGAUAUUGCCGAGACACAUGCAAAGGAGAACAUUUAA